Molecule: messenger RNA, 1959 nt
Organism: Ananas comosus (pineapple)
Lineage: Eukaryota; Viridiplantae; Streptophyta; Magnoliopsida; Poales; Bromeliaceae
Product: plant intracellular Ras-group-related LRR protein 3-like
Exons: 3
Coding region: 119-1660 (513 amino acids)
Molecular function (GO): protein binding
Source: RefSeq, a predicted model, not a curated record
UAAACGACGGGUUUCUGUUUUCACUUUCCCUAUUUUUUUUUCUUUUUUUAUUUCUCCGUUUCCCCCAUCACUCUCCAUCCUCUCCUCCUCUUCCUCUCCAACCUCCACCCCAGUGGCGAUGGAUCCAAACCCUAACUCCUUCCCGAUCCUCUCCUACGUCCUCUCGCGCCUCCCCCCCACCCUCUCCUUCAAGAUCCCCUCCAAACCCUCGCCCUCGCCCUCUCCCUCCUCCUUCGACAUCGAGCAACCCCCACCGAUCGCCGCCUCCGCCGCCGAUGAGGUGGAGCUGGUGGAGCGCAUGCCCCACCUCAGGGACCCCGCGGUCCUCGCCGCCAUGUCCGCCGCCGUCGCGGAGGUCGCCCAGGUCCGCGCCGUCCUCCGCACCCUCGGCGACCGACCCGACCACGAGGCCGUCGACGCCGCGCGCGCGCGCAUCGCCGAGGCCGAGGCCGCGCCCCGGCUCGACGAGGAGGAGGACGCGCGCGCGCCGCGCUCCGAGGGGGCGGAGCGGGAGCUGGUGGGGUGGCGCGCCGUGGUGCAGCUCGAGGACAUGCAUGCGGCGUACGAGGUGCUGCUGAGGGACGCCGAGGCGCGGCUCGACAUGAUUUACCGCGCCGCGGCCGAGGGCAAGAGCGUCGAGGACGGCGAUCGCGUGCGCGGCGGCGGAGCGGAGGGGGAGGAGGAGCAGGUGAACGAGGAGGUCGUCGGGAUCUUGCAGGGAGCGGUGGGGAAGUGCGUGGAGAGGGUGGAUCUCUCGGAUCGUCAGCUGCGGCACCUUCCAGAAGCAUUUGGAAAGCUCCGGGGCCUGGUCUAUCUUAAUGUCUCCAACAAUCAGCUAGAGGUUAUACCAGAUGCCAUAGGAGGGUUAGACUGUCUAGAGGAACUCCGCCUCUCUUCAAAUCUUUUGGUCUCAUUGCCUGAUUCUAUUGGACUGCUGUCCAAUUUGAAAAUUUUAGAUGUGUCCGGUAACAGGCUCAAGUCACUGCCAGAUAGUAUUUCAAAAUGCAGGUCAUUGGUUGAGCUGGAUGCUAGUUACAAUGAUCUCACAUAUCUUCCCACCAACAUCGGCUACGAGCUGGCUAAUCUGCAAAAGCUAUGCGUGCAUCUGAAUAAGCUGCGAUCUCUUCCCACAUCCGUCUGCGAGAUGAGGUCGCUUCGCCAUCUGGAUGCCCACUUCAACGAGCUCCGUGGCCUGCCAUAUGCGUUUGGGAAGUUGAUAAAUCUUGAAACACUAAACUUGAGCAGUAACUUCAGCGACCUACAGGAGCUUCCCACCACGUUUGGCGACCUGAUCAGUCUCAGGGAGCUCGACCUCAGCAACAACCAGAUCCACGCUCUGCCUGAUACAUUCGGCCUGCUCGAAAAGCUGGAGAAGCUCAACUUGGACCAGAAUCCUUUGGCUAUUCCGCCAAUGGACGUCGUGAACAAUGGGCUGGGCGCAGUCAUGGAGUACAUGAAAAGGCGAUGGGCUGAGAUUUUGUUGGAAAAUGAACAGAGGAGCAUGGCUGAAGAAAAUGCACAAUCCCCGGCUGGUUGGCUUACGCGCAGCACCUCGUGGUUGAAUAACUUUGUCACUGAUGUUUCCGGAAGUCUCUCUGGAUACUUAGGAGCUGGCGGAGAGAAGCCCCCUAAGGAUCCAUAUCUUGAUCAGCAGCUGUGAGUUGUUUAUCGAUGUUGCUCUUUUGGCAUUAUGAUAUCCUUAUUCUCUCGAUUCUGUACAGUUUUUGAUUGCGCGCGUAGUGCAGAAACUAGUUCUGAGUUACUAGAGAAUUUGGCAUCUCACUUCAGAAUGGACUGUUAUAUCCCACGCCUUUUUCCCAAUAAGUGGGGAAGAAAACCAGUAGGCAGCCCACAAAGUAUCUCGUCUGUGCGAUACUCUUCUGAAACAGUCUUUUGUCGCUGUUGUUUCUAUUGAUCUGUGUGUUUGCUAAUGAAAAGAUCUGUAUAGAGGAAAGAAAA